AUGAGUGAAACGCGUUGCUAUUUCGAUAUCACAAUCAAUAAUAUUGAUGCAGGAAGGAUUGUUUUUGAGCUAUUUCCCAAUGAAUGUCCAAAGACGAGUGAAAAUUUUCGACAAUUAUGUACUGGUGAAGCUGGAAUUGGAAAAGUCCACGAUAAGCAGCUAUACUAUAAGGGAAUUAUUUUUCAUCGAGUUGUUAAAGGCUUCAUGAUUCAAUCGGGUGAUUUCAUAAAUUCUAAUGGAACUAGUGGCGAAAGUAUUUACGGAAAGACAUUCGACGAUGAAAAUUUAUCCUUAAAACAUGAAAAGCCAUUCCUUUUAAGUAUGGCAAAUCGCGGAAAGAACACAAAUAGUUCUCAAUUUUUUAUAACAACAGCUCCUGCCAGUCAUUUAGAUGGAAUUCAUACUGUGUUUGGUAGAGUUGUAAGCGGACAGGAUAUUGUACGACAAAUUGAAGAUUUACCAGUUGAUCGUAAUUCGCGACCAUUAGAUGAAGCUAUGGUUAAGUCUUGUGGUGAAUUAGUAAAGCAGGUCAAAGAGAAAAAAGAGAAGAAGAAGAAAAAGGUUGAAGUUAGUGACUCAUCAGACAGCACAUCCAGCGACUCGUCAUCAGAAGAUGAGAAAAAAAAGAAACGAAAGAAGAAAAAGGAAAAGAAAAAAUCCAAAAAAGCUUCAAAGCACAAAGAGAAUGCUGAGUCGUCAAUCGAAGAGGGUGAAUUGGAAUCUGACACGGAAUGUCUUAAUCCUUUAGUUUCAGUCACAAAAAUCGACCCAAAAGAAAUUCCAGAAGUUAAUAAUAAAUUUCUAAUGCGAUCUGAAAGACCUCGCGAUGAUGAUGAUAAAAACAGACGCAGUGAGGAUCGAAAUGGAAGUGACAAUCGUCGUGAAAAGAAUUUUGGUUGGUCAAAGCGCUAUGUACCUCAAUCUAGAAGUGGACGCGUUAUUAAAGGUCGUGGAAGUUUCCGAUAUCGAACACCAUCCAGAUCACGUUCACGUUCCGUUACUCCUGAACACUGGAAGGCAGCAACACGAAAGCUGAUUAAAUUCUCAGAAUUUGAGAAAUUAGAAGAAGUAAAGAGACAACGUGAGGAUGAAAUAAAAAGGCGUACAGAAGAACGGAAAAAGAGACAUGAAGCAAUUUCUCGUGGUGACGGCAAAAAAUCAUUCUUUGAACUUGGUCAAGAGACUACAACAGCUGCACGAGUUGAAAUUGAAUAUCCAAAAGAACCUGAAAAAUCAAUUAAUGAUGAACUUGACUAUGAAGCUGAUGACAUUGUAGAGGAAUUACAAAAACCUGAAAAGAAAAUUGUUGAAACAAACCAAAAAGCACGCAUCAGAAUUGAAAUGUCUAAAAGUCCAGAUCGCAUUAAGAAUAUUCGUAAACGUAGCAAAUCACGUUCUAAAGAAUUCGAUCGACGAAAUCGUGACCGAAAAGAUUUUCCUGAUUAUCGUAGAAGACAAAACGAUGGAAGGAACUUUGAACGCAAUAAUCGUUUUGAUCGAUUCCGUCGAGAUGAUAGAGAUCGAGACAGGAAUCAAGAUAAUUUUGGAAGAAAUAGAAACUACAGAGAUGAAAGAGUCAGACGCAAAAGUCGCAGUAAUUCUCGAAGCCGUUACAACAGACGCAGAUCAUCAGAACGAAAACGAUCAUUGUCUCCUCAACAGCCCAAAAAACCAGAAGAAGUUGUCGAAAACUCAAAGAAAAUUGAUGAAAAUCCAAAGAUGAAAUACAAUGAAACUGAUAUUGAGGAUUUGGAGCGUCGAGUAUUGGAAGCUAAGAAAGUAUUGGAAAUUAUUGUAAAGGAAAAAGAAAAAGAGGAAGAAGAAAAGCGCAGGCGAUCUCUUUCAAGAUCAUCGAAACGCUCUGACAAGAAAAAGAGGCGAAGGCAUUCAGAUUCAUCAGAUUGA
Messenger RNA from Chironomus riparius, 1905 nucleotides. The record is from the annotation of a GenBank genome assembly. NCBI's taxonomy places the organism in Eukaryota, Metazoa, Arthropoda, Insecta, Diptera, Chironomidae.